GCGCGCGCGCCCGUUUGCCGUCCGCCAUAAUUUCCCGCCUAGCGUCAGCGCGAUUUCGAAUUCAGAAACGUUUGACAUUUCUUUUUUUUAGUGCAGUUCUGGUGUGGCCUGUGUUGUGCUGUGGUUAUGGUAAAUAUUUAAAAGAGGUGCAACAUAGUCAGUUAAGUGUAGUUCGAUAUUAUUGCGAUGACAUUUAGCAUAUCCUGUCCGUCAACACAGGACCCUCCAAGCUGAAAUGAAAGAAAGAAUAUUGAAUAAUACCUCACACAGUCGCCUCGAUCCCUUAAGAAGAGCAAAAUUAACAAGGUGCAGAAUGUCGGUGCGACGGUGGUAGAGGGUGGGAGGGCGGCGGGAAGGGCUAGCGCGCGCCCGUCCGCCGGCCGCCUGCCUCGCUUGCCGACGCGCUACUAUGCUUAUGGCAAGCGCCCUGUCCACUUUGCUCGCGGUGCUGUGUGGAGCAGUGGCGGGCGCAGGCGACGUGGUGGGGAACGCGAGCCGCGUGCGCCGCGCGCCGCAGCCGCACCACGCGCACCGCCUCAUGACGGACGAAGAAAUGGACGCCACAGCAGCGUGGAAGCGGUCGCACUGGCGCGAAAUGCAGUCAAUCCUGCGGCGGGAAGGCUCCCAGCGCGACGUCGUGGAGUGCUGCCCCUCGAUCCUCGAGAUGGUCGCCAAGAAAGGCGGCAGAACCCCCACCGGGCUCUACGUGGAAUAA
Messenger RNA from Zerene cesonia (dogface butterfly), 715 nucleotides. RefSeq lists its product as uncharacterized. Lineage: Eukaryota; Metazoa; Arthropoda; Insecta; Lepidoptera; Pieridae. The record is from RefSeq and is a predicted model, not a curated record. The coding region runs from base 410 to 715 and encodes 101 amino acids. The transcript has 7 exons.